AUGCUCUUUGUUCUCCUCAUCGUCAUCCUCCCCAUCAUCUACCUUAUCCACAAUUACUUCACCGAUCCCCUCUCUCGCAUUCCCAACGCCCAUCCCCUCUCACCACAUACCACCAAAUGGAUAACCCACCACCGCAACCGCACCACAGAAGUGAAAGCCAUCUACACCGCCCAUCGCGCCCGCGGGCCCAUAAUCCGCCUUUCGCCCACCGAACUCAGCAUCAAUUCGCUUGAAGGCCUGCGAGCGAUCUAUACGCAGGGCGCGUUCGAAAAACAUGCGUUUUACGCUGAGACCUUCAUCAACUUUCAUACGCCGAAUAUGGUAGGUAUGCUGGGAAAUAAAUCUCACGGGGAACAGAAGAGGUUGCUGAGUGGGGUUUAUGCCAAGAGCUAUCUGCUCAGGUCGGGGGAUGUUAGGAUUCUGGGGCGGGAGAUGGUAGUUAGGAGGCUGGGAGAGUUCUUGAAGGGAGUCGUUGCUGAGGGUGAGGUGGUCAAUGUGUUGCCUGUUUUUCAGGCUGUGGGUAUGGAUUUUACCUCUGGGUUUGUGUUUGGAGCGCAGGGUGGGACGAGGUUCUUGGAGGAUUUGGCUUCUUGGGGAGUGUGGUUGGGACAGUAUGAGGUUUUCAAAAGCAUGAGCAGGGAGGAUAGGUUUAUGGGCUUUGUGGAGAGGUGGUGUUUGGGGUUGUGUGAGGGGGUUGGUCUUUCGAAGGAGGAUGGAAGCCCGGUGACGCAGGCUGUGGUUUAUGAUCGGCUUUGGGAGGGAUUGGAGGAAAAGAAAAAGGUGUCUGGCGAGGAUAUAAAUGUGAAGUUAGCCGUUGCAUCGGAGAUAUUGGAUCAUUUGGUGGCGGGGCAUGAGACGACUGGUAUUACCAUCACGUAUAUCAUGUGGGAGCUGUCGAAGACGCCGGAUUUGCAGACAAGACUGAGAGAGGAUCUGACUACAUUGUCUGGGUCGUUAAGGCAUACUGAGGAGAUGGAAAAAGAACUGCCUCCGUUGGCAGACAUCGAUGCACUUCCGUUGCUGGAUGCCAUCGUCCGGGAAACUCUCCGACGACACGCACCGGCUCCGGCACCGUUAUCCCGGGUGACUCCACCAGAGGGAGCAUGGAUACAUGGGGAUUAUAUCCCCGGCGGAGUACAGGUCAGUUCGUCUGCAUAUUCACUGCACCGGAUUGAAGAAGUUUUUCCGUCUCCGGAGGAGUGGAUUCCCAUGCGUUGGAUGGAUGCGAAGGAUGACAAGAUCCAUGAUAUGCGGCGCUUGUUCUACCCGUUUGGGACUGGAGGAAGGAUGUGUCUGGGGAGCAAUUUUGCACUUCUGGAGAUCAAACUAGUUAUAGCGAUGAUUUAUGCCAACUACUCACCCGAGAUUGUGGAUGAUGAGGAUAUCGAGCAGCACUUAGAGUUUAUUGCGUUGCCAAAGGGGAGGAAGAUGAUGGUGCGGUUUGUUCCCGUCGAGGGUAGUGCUUUCUAA
Molecule: messenger RNA, 1470 nt
Organism: Aspergillus tubingensis
Lineage: Eukaryota; Fungi; Ascomycota; Eurotiomycetes; Eurotiales; Aspergillaceae
Product: cytochrome P450
Exons: 1
Coding region: 1-1470 (489 amino acids)
Molecular function (GO): monooxygenase activity; oxidoreductase activity, acting on paired donors, with incorporation or reduction of molecular oxygen; heme binding
Source: RefSeq, a predicted model, not a curated record